AUGGCCUCAAUUAACAGUUCACAAAGUUCAGUUAGCAUUCCGAUCUGUUUAAAUUUUAAUAGGGUGGCAAACCACGGAUUAAUUAAGAUUUUACCCUACAACGGAAAAAUAAAAGUGAUUUUGACAGUUUUAUCAAGCUAUUUACAAUUUUUGUCAGCUGAGAACGUUCUAACUAGUUCCUUGAUUGUCAAUGUAAUAAUUAAUAAUAUACAUAGAAUUCAAGUGGGUGAAUAUGUUGUUUAUACUAGACAGAUUCAUUGUAGCAGUUCACACCAAAUUCACGUGUAUCAACAAAAAUGGGUCAAAAGUCAGUCCUAA
Schistosoma spindalis is the source of this 318-nucleotide messenger RNA. Lineage: Eukaryota; Metazoa; Platyhelminthes; Trematoda; Strigeidida; Schistosomatidae. The record is from the annotation of a GenBank genome assembly.